Cyprinodon variegatus (sheepshead minnow) is the source of this 1641-nucleotide messenger RNA. Its product is annotated as acyl-coenzyme A thioesterase 1-like. Gene Ontology annotation, molecular function: fatty acyl-CoA hydrolase activity. Gene Ontology annotation, biological process: acyl-CoA metabolic process; fatty acid metabolic process. The transcript has 3 exons. The record is from RefSeq and is a predicted model, not a curated record. Lineage: Eukaryota; Metazoa; Chordata; Actinopteri; Cyprinodontiformes; Cyprinodontidae. The coding region runs from base 2 to 1264 and encodes 420 amino acids.
GAUGUCCAGUCAAGUCAGGCUGAGGCUGCUGCCCAGCGCCAGGUGUCUGUUCGAUGAGCCCAUCCAGGUGAAGGUGGCCGGGCUGAGGUCCAAGCAGGUGGUCACCAUGAGAGCCAGCUCCACAGAUGAGAAAGGAGUGGUGUUCAGCUCAUCGGCCACCUACAGAGCGGAUAACAGCGGGGAAAUCGACCUGAACAGAGACUCUUCUUCCAGUGGUAGCUACGUUGGGGUGGAGCCCAUGGGUCUGCUGUGGUCCAUGAGGCCAGAUGUCCUGCACAAAAGGUUUCAGAAGACCAACUCCUUAAACCCCCAUGUAGUGAACUUCUCUGUGCAUGAAGAGGAGGGACAGAUACUGGCAGAGGCAACCAAUGAGAGGCUUCUGAUGGGAGAUGGGGUCAGCCGGGUUCCGGUCAAAGAGGGAAACAUUCGAGGGGUCCUCUUUACUCCCACAGGAGAAGGGCCGUUCCCUGCUCUUCUGGAUCUGUAUACGUUUGGUGGAGGUCUGUCGGAGAAAAGAGCGGCUCUGCUGGCCAGCCGAGGAUUCCUGGUCCUGACUGUGGCUCUGUACGGCCACGAUGACAUGCCCAGGAACAUUAAAGAAGUUCAUCUGGAUUAUUUUGAAGAAACACUUAACUUUUUACAAAAACAUAAGAAGGCGGACAGUAAAGGAGUUGGUGUUUUAUCCCUUUCUAAAAGUGGAGAUCUUGCUCUGUCAGUAGCAUCUUACCUUACAGGAGUUAAAGCUGUCGUCUGGAUCAAUGGCUGCUCCGCUAAUACAGCCUUACCCCUGUACUACAAGAAAAUACAGAUUCUUCCAGCAUUAAUGUUUGACCCUAACAAAGUCAUUUCCACCGAGUCAGGAGCCAUUAUCACCAAAUACGCAAUGCAUGAUCCUCUGGCAGAGGAAAACAAGGCAAGCCUGGUGCCCAUCGAACGAGCGAGUGGAUGUUUCCUUUUCGUAGCUUCAGAGGAUGAUCUCAACUGGGACAGCAAGGCCUACAUGGACGACAUGAUGGAGAGGCUGAUUCAUCAUGGGAAGGAGAACUUUGAGUAUCUGAGCUAUCCUGGAGCUGGACACUACUUGGAGCCCCCGUAUGGACCGUAUUGCCCCUCCAGCUUUCAUGGAGUUGCAGGUAGACCUGUUCUGUGGGGGGGUGAGCCCAGGUCCCAUGCUGCAGCUGAAGUCCACCUCUGGAAGAAGAUCCAGGAGUUCUUCAGAACUCACUUACAGGGUGACACGCCCCAAACAAAAUCCCAAUUAUAGCUUCUAACAGGAAAAUCAUAAUUCUUUGGCCACCAUUCAUUUUGUUUAUAAUAACUAUUAAGCUGUGAAUUUGACUUGAUCACACUUAUUUGAAAUUAUUUUAAUAUUUCAACCGGAGUGUUUAAAGGGGAUUCAUUUCCUCUAAAGAAGCUGAACAAAAAACAAAAUGUUUCUAUUUCUUGAUAAAAAAUUAUCUUUAAGGUAGUCAUAACUUUAUUAUUGUUUAUUGAUUUCAGCUUUUUAUAUAAAAUAAUCAGUUCUGAUAGAAUAAUGAAACAAUGAGUAAUGGUAAUAAUUUUCUGAAUCAACUUUUGUGUAAACUGUGGAGAUGCAACUGACCUUACAGAACUAUACCCAGAGUUCAUUUGUGAAUAUAA